This is a messenger RNA of Octopus sinensis (East Asian common octopus), 2277 nucleotides long. RefSeq names its product serine/threonine-protein kinase 19-like. The transcript is spliced from 8 exons. The coding region runs from base 226 to 1056 and encodes 276 amino acids. Gene Ontology annotation, biological process: protein phosphorylation; positive regulation of Ras protein signal transduction. The record is from RefSeq and is a predicted model, not a curated record. Gene Ontology annotation, molecular function: protein serine/threonine kinase activity. NCBI's taxonomy places the organism in Eukaryota, Metazoa, Mollusca, Cephalopoda, Octopoda, Octopodidae.
GACGUCACUAGAUUGUGCGCUAAUUCCAGCCGGCGACUCAGUUUUGUUUUUUGUAGUGUUUGCAGUUAUUAUUUUAUUACUGUCUUAUUUAUUUAUUUAUUUAUUAUUUGAGGCGAAGAUCAUUUUUCAACCAAUCAGAAAUCAAUGUUUCUUAUGACCGGCACGGCCUAACAUGGCUGCCUCCACUGGAUAACGAUCACCAACCCCAGAAUCUCAGAAUUAAUCAUGAGUCGUAAAAGAACAUUGAUGCCUGAUAUCUAUAAAGCGAAGAAACGGCAGUGUUUGGCUGUUGGAACUGCUGCUGCUACUGUUGCUGCCUCUGCCACUCCCACUCCCAAUUCUCUUGACAGUGAAGAAGCAGAGAACAAGAAUGAUUUGGCAGACAUUCCUUCAGACACCAAAGCUUCACUUUUGUAUCUGAAGUCCCUGUUCCCUCUUGAAAAAUUUGAAAGCCGUUUACCUCCUGUAAUACUAAAACAUCAAGUCUACAGUAUUGUCAAGAAUCGUACUUUAGUUGACAAACAGUUGGCAGAUCUAAAGUCAAAUGGUGAGAUUAAACUCUUCAAGUUUGGAACAGACACCAAUGACUUCAGUAUUUUAUUCACAGAAGACUACCGAAAUCACAUCAGUCGGCUGACAGAGGAUAACUGCAUCAGUAAAGUCAUUAUAGACAAAUUCCUGAAUACAGUUGUGCGAAACUGGACUGAUGUCAGUGUCAACAAAGAAGUUAUGAUUGACAAAUUCCAUUUCAAGGAUGAAGAAAUUACGCAUCUAGUAAAGGCAUCUGUAUUAACUGUACGAGAUUCAGGUACCUGGUGGCUUUCUAUCCCUAAUGCUGGUAUUUUUAUGAAAAAUUUAAUUCGAGGCCGGAAAGCUGCCAUUACAAUUAUUAAGAAAACAAAAUACAAAGAAAUUUUCAAAGAUGAUCUGGAACAACGGAAGUGGCCUCGUCUAGCUAGGUUGGGUAUAGUCUACCAUAUUCAUGAUAUUAUUGGUGCUGACUUGGUUGACUGCAUCCAAACCACAAACGGAAUCUUGUUGCGACUGCGUGAAUGAUGCAACUGCAUAUGUUGCAAGCAUCUGCUUGUGGGUCAAAGAUUAAUGAUCUUAUUCCUCCAUCUGGAUUAGAUCGACAACCACCACCACCACCGCUGCCACCACCACAACUAUUAACUACUUUAACUUCUACUUCAGUUUGAAAACAAGCACUUGGAGAAUCUCAGAUACAAAGCAGCGGUAUAUUGGAUUUGAGCCAAGAGACUAUCAGUGUGGGCCACCCUACUUUGCCUCUGUUUACAGUACUUUCUUUCUUAAACUCCCACCAGCACCACCAAUUGUUGUCUCAGUCUGGGUUAUACUGCCUUCCUUCCCCCACCCAUUCUCUGUUUGGCUCUGACUAUCAACGUCUUUCAGCCAUAUUCUGGCAAAAACACACGGAAACUGUUUUACUCCAUAAAUUCUAACUGUAUUUGAAGAAGACCCGCAAAGAAAUUAACAGGCAUUAUUUCCAAGAAAACAGCACAAGUAAAUCUGACAGCUCAGUCUUCAGUGAUACAACUAUACACUCUCUCUCUACUCCUCUCUGUCUUGUGUGUAGCUAAGUAUGUAUUUUUUCUGGCCCUCAAUCUGCAAGGUCAUAUCUAAUUAUUUGUUGAACUUCAACAGGAGGGCUAUUCUUCCCACUUUAUACCUUAAAGUAUCCAUUAGUAUUAACAUUAUGUUUGUGCAGAACAACUGUUUCACAAGCUCAACCUAGUUUUGUUGUGUGUUAGUUUAUUUGUCUCUACAACUUCUCCACCCAACCUCUUCUUUUCCUUAUUGUCUUACCUUUCAUAUCUCAUUACUUCAACCAGUUACCCCUUUGUUCUUCCUUUUCUCCUACCUCUCUUGUUGUCUUCCUCCGAGCUUCCUCAAUUCUUCUUUUCUUUCCUUCUUUUUCUUCCUAAUUUUCUCAAUCUCUUCAUCCCCUCCUCCUAUAUGCAUGUGUGAAGCAGAGGAGAAAGUAAACUCUACCACUAUAUAUAAUGACUCAUUUCAAAGAAGACAAUCAAUCUCUAAUGAAGAAACCAACAUCACACAACAUAGAAAUGACAACCCAAACAAAUCAGUAGAACAGUGUCUAUAGAAUACCAUAAAAUCUCAGAUGUCAAUGCCUAGUGAAACUCUAAACCCUAUUUCUUUUCUCCUUUUUCCUUUAUUUUUUUUUAUUGCAAAAAAUAAUUAUAAGGAAUUCAAAAAGAAAAUUAGAAAAAUAUAAAGGAGAUAAUUUUUUUUUCU